Messenger RNA from Paramecium primaurelia, 9670 nucleotides. The record is from the annotation of a GenBank genome assembly. Lineage: Eukaryota; Ciliophora; Oligohymenophorea; Peniculida; Parameciidae.
AUGAGUGAUGACUAGCCUGAAGCAAACAGGCUAUCAGUUAAAUAGUUGGCUGGAAGAUUUCAGUCGAUGAUGAAAGCUGCACCUGUUUAAUAACAACAACAACCUCCUCCUAGAAAAUCUGAAGUUAUUGCUAAAAAUCCAUAGCAGUAAAUGUAAAAUAAGGAAGAAACGAAUAAAGUUCUUAACAAACUUGAAUUUGCUGAAAAUGAGUAAGAUUCGAAUCCAAGACAAGGCGAAACUAUAGAAUAAUUGCAAAAAGCUAUAGAAAAUCUUCAGAGAGACUGUAACAAAAAGGAUUAGAAGAUUCAAGACUUACAAGAAAAUUUAGUUUUUAUGUCUGAAUAAAUGAAAUCGAGGGAAUCUAAGAUAAGAGAAGAAGUCUAAUAAGAAACAAAAGAAACAAGUGAGUUUGGAAAAGAGAGAGUAAAAUUAAUUGCAGAAUUGCACAAGUGUUAAGUAGAUCUAUAAGAAUCUUAAAAACAAAACGCUAACAAAUUCUCUCAAAUUUAAUAGUUGACAAACAAAGCAACUCAAAUACAAAAUUUAUCUAAAUUAGAGAUUGAUAAAUUAAAAUAAUAAAAUUAAGAAUUAGAGGAAAAACUAUUGUAAAGUUAAUAAAAAAUUGAUUAGUUAACUUAAAAAAUUGAAGAACUUAAAGAAUUAAAUAGUUAAUUGAAUCUGUAAAAUUAAGAAGUUGAAGAUGUCAAAUAGAAAUUAGAAAAAGAAUUUUAGUAAAGAUAUGAUGAGGUUGAAUUUGAAAUUAUCAAUAAUAGAUAGAUUAUUGAAGAUCUUUAAAAUUAAUUAAAGGAACUUAAAGCAUUAAAUUUACAAUUAGAAUCUGCUUCUAUUAAUGGAACAUUUGAUAUGAAAUAAUAAAUUAGUGAAUUAUAAGAUUAAACUAAUGAAUUGUAAAAUUAAAAUUAAGAAUUAUAAUAAAAGCUUCAUGCUAAAUAAGUUGAAUUUGAUUAAAUGAAUAAAGCUAAAUCAAGAGAAAUUGAAAAACUUAAACAAGAUAAAAUUGAAUUACAAUAAGAAUUAGAAUAAACAAAAUAAAUAUCAGAAUAAACCUAGGCUGAAACUGAAUCAAAUUAUAAAAAUCAAAUCUUGAUAUUAUAAGACAAAUUUUAGAAAAGUGAAGAAUAAGUAUCUAAAUUAAAUUUAAAGAUCUAAGAAUUAUCUUCUGAUCUCAUUUAAGAAAGAAUGCUUUACAAAAGUAAUGAGGCUUAAUUGAAUGGUGUCAUAACACAAUAAAAGGAUGAAUUAUCUUAAAAAUCAAGUCUUGUUUUAUAAUUGACUGAGAAGAUUAAGAUACUGCAAGAUCAUUCUGUGUAAUAGGAAACAAAUAUAUCAAAAAAUAUUGAUGACUAUAAAGUUUUACUUGACUAAAAUAAUUAAUAAAUUACACAAUUAUCUGAAUAAAUUAAGUCUUUAAAGAAAUAAUAGAGAUAAUAGGAAUAAGAAAAUAAAUAGGUGAUUUCUUAAUAUGAACAAUAAAUUAAAUAAUAUUUAGCUGAAAUUACAUAAACUAAAAUCCAGAAAAAUGAAGCAGACAACUAAAAAUAAAAUAGUGAGAGUUCAUUAAAUUAGAUUAUUGAGAAAUAAAAGGUCUAAUUAUAAUAAGCUAAUGCAAUUAUUUAAGAUUUGAAUAAUUAGAUUGAAUAAUUCUAAUAAAAUAUUUAAGAUUAGGAAGAGUAGAGAAUGAGUGUUAUGUCAGUGAAACAGUCUUUACUUAUUGAGAAAGAAAGUCAUAUCAAUACACUUGAAUAACAAGUUAUUAAAUAUUAAAAUGAAUUAACACAAAAAUAGGAUUAAAUUGUAUUAUUGCAAUAAUAAUGUGAAAAAUAAAAAUCUGAAUUUAAUUAAGCAAUAGCUGAAAAAGAAAAAAAUACAAAGUUAACUAAUUAAUAAUGUUAAGAGUUCUAAAAUAAAAUUUCUGAUUUGACUAAUGAGAUUAAUUAAUUAAAUUCAUUAGUUGAUAAGGCAGAGGUGGACAAAGAAUAAAAUAUCCAAUAAUAUAAUGAGGCAAAUCAAUAAUUAAAAGAUUAAUUAAAUUCAUAAAAUAGUUUGAUUUAAGAAUUGUAAGAGUAUUUAAAGGAAAGUAAUUCAAAAGAAUAAUUAGCUAUAUAGAAAUCAACUUAAUAAAGUUUGGAGAUUAAUUAAUUGUAAUUGGAAAUUGGAAAAUUGAAAAAUGAUUUAUCAUAAUAAGAAUAAAAACAAUCUUAAACAAAUUUAGAGAAUUCAUAUAAGUUGAAAGAAUAAUAGACAUAAAAUGAAAAUUUGAAGAAUGAAUAUAAGUAAAUAUAAUUAUUAUAAGAAAAACUUAAAUAAGAAAAUUUUUAGUUGAAUGAAGAAGUAAAUGAUUUGUAAAUUAAACUACAAGAAAGUCAAGAAAAUCUAAAAUAGAUUAAUUAAUUAAAUGAGAGUUAAAAAGAGUAACUUUAAAAGUUGAAUGAUUAAUUAUANUUUGAUUAAAUGAAUAAAGCUAAAUCAAGAGAAAUUGAAAAACUUAAACAAGAUAAAAUUGAAUUACAAUAAGAAUUAGAAUAAACAAAAUAAAUAUCAGAAUAAACCUAGGCUGAAACUGAAUCAAAUUAUAAAAAUCAAAUCUUGAUAUUAUAAGACAAAUUUUAGAAAAGUGAAGAAUAAGUAUCUAAAUUAAAUUUAAAGAUCUAAGAAUUAUCUUCUGAUCUCAUUUAAGAAAGAAUGCUUUACAAAAGUAAUGAGGCUUAAUUGAAUGGUGUCAUAACACAAUAAAAGGAUGAAUUAUCUUAAAAAUCAAGUCUUGUUUUAUAAUUGACUGAGAAGAUUAAGAUACUGCAAGAUCAUUCUGUGUAAUAGGAAACAAAUAUAUCAAAAAAUAUUGAUGACUAUAAAGUUUUACUUGACUAAAAUAAUUAAUAAAUUACACAAUUAUCUGAAUAAAUUAAGUCUUUAAAGAAAUAAUAGAGAUAAUAGGAAUAAGAAAAUAAAUAGGUGAUUUCUUAAUAUGAACAAUAAAUUAAAUAAUAUUUAGCUGAAAUUACAUAAACUAAAAUCCAGAAAAAUGAAGCAGACAACUAAAAAUAAAAUAGUGAGAGUUCAUUAAAUUAGAUUAUUGAGAAAUAAAAGGUCUAAUUAUAAUAAGCUAAUGCAAUUAUUUAAGAUUUGAAUAAUUAGAUUGAAUAAUUCUAAUAAAAUAUUUAAGAUUAGGAAGAGUAGAGAAUGAGUGUUAUGUCAGUGAAACAGUCUUUACUUAUUGAGAAAGAAAGUCAUAUCAAUACACUUGAAUAACAAGUUAUUAAAUAUUAAAAUGAAUUAACACAAAAAUAGGAUUAAAUUGUAUUAUUGCAAUAAUAAUGUGAAAAAUAAAAAUCUGAAUUUAAUUAAGCAAUAGCUGAAAAAGAAAAAAAUACAAAGUUAACUAAUUAAUAAUGUUAAGAGUUCUAAAAUAAAAUUUCUGAUUUGACUAAUGAGAUUAAUUAAUUAAAUUCAUUAGUUGAUAAGGCAGAGGUGGACAAAGAAUAAAAUAUCCAAUAAUAUAAUGAGGCAAAUCAAUAAUUAAAAGAUUAAUUAAAUUCAUAAAAUAGUUUGAUUUAAGAAUUGUAAGAGUAUUUAAAGGAAAGUAAUUCAAAAGAAUAAUUAGCUAUAUAGAAAUCAACUUAAUAAAGUUUGGAGAUUAAUUAAUUGUAAUUGGAAAUUGGAAAAUUGAAAAAUGAUUUAUCAUAAUAAGAAUAAAAACAAUCUUAAACAAAUUUAGAGAAUUCAUAUAAGUUGAAAGAAUAAUAGACAUAAAAUGAAAAUUUGAAGAAUGAAUAUAAGUAAAUAUAAUUAUUAUAAGAAAAACUUAAAUAAGAAAAUUUUUAGUUGAAUGAAGAAGUAAAUGAUUUGUAAAUUAAACUACAAGAAAGUCAAGAAAAUCUAAAAUAGAUUAAUUAAUUAAAUGAGAGUUAAAAAGAGUAACUUUAAAAGUUGAAUGAUUAAUUAUAUUAAGAAUAGUAGAAAGAAUCUGUAAAUUAAACAGAGAAAUUUUAUUUAUAAUAAUUAAUUUAAUAGCAUAAAGAUUAAGUUAACGAAGUACAUGAAAAGAACAAAUUAAUAACUAGUAUUAGUGAAUCAAAAGAUAAGUAAAUUGAAGCUUUGAAGAAAUAAGGAGAGGAUGCUUUAAAAAAUUAUGAAUAAAAAAAAUAAACUUAAUAUGAAGAGAUGUUGUAAUUAAAAUAAAAAUAUGAAUAAUAAAUACAUAUACUAGAAGAUGAAAAGAAAAGUUUAAUUGCUGAAUAUUCUAAUAGGAUUGCAAAUUUAGAAGAAAUUAAUAAUGAUUAUUAGAAGAAUUCAUCUAUUGAAUAGAGUUAAUUUAAUUAAGAGAAAUUGAAUUUAAAAUAAUAACUAUUAGAUUAAUAAGUAAAAAUAGAAAAAUAAUUAAAAGAAAUUGAAUAAUUGUAAAUUUAAUUGGAAUAAAAAACAUAAGAAAUUAUUUAGAUUAAUUUAAAAAAUGAAUAUGAAGUAUUACAAUUAUCAGAAGAGUUAGUUUAAUUAAAAUAAUUAAAUACAAAGUAGGUAGAAGAGAUUAAUGAAAGAGAUUUAAUGGUUACUUUACAUUAGACUUAAAUUAAUUUAUAAGAUGAUCAAUAUAGAUUAGAAAUUUCUAAUUUAAAUGUUAAGAUUGAAAAUAUAAUAAGAGAUAAUCAAGUUUAAAUUGAAGAGAUAAAUGUUAAUCAUUAAAAAUAAUUGUUGUAAAAAUAAAAUGAAAUUUAAGAUAAAGAACAUUAAAUUAAGAAACUAGAUUAAUAACUUUUUGAUUAUUAAGCUCAAAUGGAAUAAAGAUUGGAAUAUAUAUAAGAGAAAGAAAAAGAAUUAGAGAAAUUAAAUUAAAAUAAUGAAGCUUUUUAGAAUGAUAUAUAAUAAAAAGAAUAAGAAAUUAUUUAAUUGAAAAAUCAUAGUCAAAAUUUAAGUAUUGAACUUGAAAAAUUCAAAUCAUAUUCAUAAUUGGAAUAAGAAAAAUAAUAAUAAGUGAUCUUAGAAUUAACAGAAAACCUAAAAUAAUCAGAAUAAUUGUUCAAAUAAUAAAAUAAAUCAUUGGAAGAUUAGAUAAAGAAUCUAGAAUAAUAAAUAUCAAAUUUAAAUUAAAAGAUUGUAUAAUUAUAAGAUAAUUUGAAUUAAUUGAAUUAAAAGUAUUAAGAAUUAAAAAAUGAAAAAUAAUUGAAAGAAAGUGAAUAUGAAAAAUAAGUAUAAGAAUUAUAACAUUAGAAUGAUAUAUAAAAUGAAGCAAUUGAUUCUUAAAUAUAAACAAAUGUUGAAUAAUCAGAAUUGAUUUCAAAAUUAGAAUAGAAUAAGUAAUAAUUAUUAGAAGAACUUUAAUAUUUAAUUGAAGAAAAGAAAUAAGUAGAAUUAACAUAUAAAUAAACUAUUGAAGAUUUAAAGAUAGUUCAAGAAUAAAGAAUAGCAGAAAUAAAUAAAAAAAAUUAAGAUUUGAUACAACUUAAGAAUAUGAUGUUGAUAUAAAAGGAUGAAUAAAUGGAUGAAUUAAAUUUAUAGAUUUAGUAAUAAUAAGAAGAAAAUAUUAAAUAAUUAAAUUUGAAUGAUUCCUUACAAAUUCAUGUUAGAGAAUUAAAGAAUACAUAUGAUGAAUAUAGAGAAACGAAGUUUUAAGAAGAGAAACGAUUAAAUUAAGAAUUAGAUUUAGCAGAAUAAAAAAUAAAUGAAUUAUAAGAACAAGUUGAUUAACAUAUUGAAACCAUCCAAAAUUUAUAGAGUGAUAUCUAAAGAAAAGAAUUAGAAUAUUUAUAAUUAUAAUCAUAAUUAUAGACUAAAAUCUAAUAACACACUCUAGAACUUUCUGAUAUUGGUGGAAAGAUGAAUGAAGAAUAAUUGAAGCAUCAAAUUGAAACUAAUUAAAAAUAGUAGGAGAUUAGUGAUUUAAAUUCAUAAAUUAAAGAAGGGAAGGAUAAAAUUGAAGAAUUGUCAAACAUUAUUAUAGAUAAAGAAGCUAUGAUUAAGUCUUUAGAAGAGACUAUUGAGGGAAAUAAUAAUUAGAUGCAAUAGCAAAUUAUUAAAAUUUAAGAACAAUAGAAAUUUAUUGAAGGAAUCACUUUAGAAAAUUAAAAUAAGCAAAAGUAAUUAGAACAAUCAGCUAAAAGUAUCAAAGAUACUUAAUUAGAAUUAGAAGAGUUGACUACUUAAUUAACAGAUUAAAUUGAAAAGUUUAAUCAAACUGAGGGAUCGUAUUUAAAAUUACAGUAAUAAAAUAAAUCUUUGGAGGAACUCUAUAAUAAUACAUUAAAAUUAUUAGAAACAAAGGAAGAAGAUUUGACAACAACAGUAAUAUAGAAAAAUGAAGAAAUUGCAAGUAUUUAGUUAUAAUUGGAAAAAUUAAAAUAAGAAUCUGAGAAAGAAUAUAAGCAAUUAGAGGAUUAUUCAUAUGAAUAAUUAUUAAAGAAAAUGGACGAUAUUGCUUAGAAGGAUUGGGAGAUUGAUCAAUUAAAUCAAGAGGUUUAAGAUUUAAAAAUGAAAUUAUAAGUAGGUAUGGAAUGUAUUGAGUAGUAUGAUAAAGAAUUAGAUUAAUAAACAAUUGAAAUAGAUGAAUUAAAAUCUAAAAUAAAAUAGAAGGAUAAAGAAAUUAAAGAAUGUAAUGAGAUAAUUGAAAAACAGAAAUUAGAGAUUGAGGCUGUUAAUAAAUAAAUGAAUGAAGAACUUUAAUUAGUAUCUUAAACACUUUAAGAAAAUCAAUAAAAUUAUGAUUUAGAACUAUAAGCUAAAUUAGCCAUUUUAAAUAAGAAAGAAGCUUAGAUAUUGAAUUUAGAUUUUUAGAUUGCAGAAUUUUAAUAAAAUUUAAAUUAAUAGAAAGAUUAAAUUGAUUAAUUGAUUUAAGAGAGAAAUGUAUUAAUUGAAAGAUAAAAAAUGAUAGAAGAUGAAAAAAGUGAAAGUGAUAAAGAAUUUAAAUAGUAAAUUUAGACUUUGAAGGAAAGUUAAUCUGAAUUAGAAGAUAAUUAUAAUGAAUUGAAAUUGUAAUACGAAGAAGUAUAAAAUUAAUUAAUUUCUUAAAAAGAAUUAUAUAAUAAUUUAUAAUAAAAAUAUGAAGAGGAUUAAGAGUCUUGUUAAUAAUUUAUUUAAGAUUUAUAGAGUUAAAAAGAUAAAUAAAAUAUAGAAUUUUAGAAAUACAUAAAAGAAUCAGAAUUUAAUAUACAAAAAUCGAAUAAUAAGAUAAAUUAAAUAGAAGAAAAAUUAACAUAAUAAUAAAAUUUGAUAGAAACUUUAUAAAGUAAUCUUGAAGAUAAAAAUUCAUAAUAUGAAGAAUAAGCAUAGAAGUUAUUUGAGAAAUAAAAUGAAUUGAAUUAGAUUAUUUUAGAUAAGUAGACUAAUGAGAAAAAACUUAAUUAAUAAAUUUAAGAUUGCAAUAAUAAAAUUGCAUCAUAUAAUUUAGAAGUGGCAUAAUUAUCUUAAGUAAUAACUCUAAAAGAAUCAGAAAAAUCUUAAUUAUCAAAAUAAUUUGAGCAAACUUCAGAUCAAUUAAAAUAAUAAUUAUUUAAAUAAACAUAAAUAAUUCAAGAACUUUAAGAUUAUAUUAAUGAAAGUUAAGAAAAUGAAUAAAUUGCUGGAUAAAAAAUUAAUACUCUUAAUUUAUAAAUUAGUACAUUUGAAUUUGAAAUAUCAAAUCUUAAUUGUGAAAUACUCAAAUUAUAAAAUACAAUAAAAUAAUAGAAGGAAGAAAAAUUAAGAUUAGAAGAGGAUCAUCAAUAAGAUAUUAUUUAGAUAUAAUAAUAAUUAUAGGCUGCUAUAAGUGCUAAUUAAUUAUUGAAGAAUGAAGCUUAAAAGAAAUAAAUUAAUCUAUUUGAAAAUGAAUAAAAUUUAAAUAGUAAAAUAGAACAAUAAGUUUAUGAAAUUAAGAUUUUAAAGGAAGAAAUUUAGAGGUUGUAAUUAGAAAUGUAAAGGUAAAUUAAAGAAAGUGAUUCUAAUAUAAAUAAUAAAAAUGAAAUGAUUGAUUUAUUGAAAAAGCAAUUAAUUGAUAUUUAGAAUAGUGCUGCUAAUGCUGAAGAAAUGAAGGAACUCAUUUAAAGACAAUUACAAGAUUAAAGUUAAUCUCAAGCUCAAUAAUUAAAUUAACAAAUAAAAACAAGAGAUGAUCAAAUUGGAAAUCUUAAAUAAUAAAUAUAAUCAUUAUCUUAAAGUAAAUAACAAUAAGAAUAAUUAUUAACUGAAUAAAUUAGUGUAUUAAAUUAAUAAAUAAGAUCAAAAAAUGAAUCGAUGAAUUAAUUAGAUGAAUCUAUUAAAUAUUUUAAGAGUUAAAUUGAUUAAUCAAAUCAAACAACUACUUAAUUAUAAUAAGAAAUAUAAAGUUUAAAUAGUAAACUUCAAAGUUCUAAGAAUGAAAAUAAUUAAAUUAAUUAAGAGAAUAAAGAAUUAUAAAAUAAGAUUGAGAUACUAUAAUAAAUAUAAAAUACUACAAAAUAAGAAUUAGAAAAAUUAAAGUAAUAAAUUUUAAAAUUAGAGGAAGAAAAAUAAAGGUAAAAUGAUUAAAUUAAACAAAUGAGUUCUUAAAUUAAUGAUCAAAAUUCUUAAAAUUUACAAAUAACUUAAAAAUUAUUGUCUGAAAAAGAGGAAAAAGAAUUAAUAGAUUUAUAAUAGAAAAAUAUUUAAGAAUAAUUAUAACAAUAUAGAGAAUAAUCAGAAAAAUAAAUUAAUUAAUUAACCAAUAAUGUUACUUAAUUAGAAUAGAGUUUGUUGUAGACUCAAAAUAAUUUGUUAUUAAUAACCAAAUAAAAAUAAGAAUUAGAUGAAAAAUUAAAUAAAUUAAGUUAAUAAUUACAAAAUGUUAAUUCUUAAUUAUCAGAUUCUAGAGAAUAAUAUGAAAGUGAGAUUUAGUAAUAAUUAUAAUAAAUAACUAAUCUUAGUUAAGAAAAUUCAGAAUUACAAUAGACUUUAAAUGAGAAAUUAGAAGAGUUAAGUAAACUAUAAAUUGAGAACACUAAAUUAUAAUAAAAUUAAAAAAAGGUUGAUAAAUUAGAAAGUUAAGUUUCAGAAUUGAGUGCUUUAAAAGAAUAAAAUGGAAAAUUAUUAGAAUAAUAAGAAAUUAAAUUGAAAUCCUAAUAAUAAGAAUUAGAAUAAUUAAGAGAGAAUUAUAAUUUAUAAAAGAAUUAAUUAAAUUCAUUGAACCAAUAAAUUGCAUAAUGUGAGUUGGAUAAGGAUAAAUUAAAUAAAGAGAUUAAGCAAUUAUCAAGUUAGAAUUAAAAUUAUUUGAAUUAAGUUUAAAAGUAUUAAGAUUAUAUUAAUUAAUAAUAAUAAGAACUUGAGAAAAAUACAAUAUAAAAUAGAAGCAUAGUGAUAAAUGAUGCAUAAGGAUAAUAAUUAGAGGCAGAAUUAAAGAUCUUAUAAGUUAAAGUAUGAAUUCUAUUAAAUUUAUAGUUGGUGCAGCAAUUAAAUUAUUAUAAAUAGUUAAUUCAUGAUAAAAAGAAUUAAGAGAUAAAGGCUAAGAUUAAUGAGGAUUUGGAUUAAAUAAAGAAAGAUUAUGUAAUGGCCUUAGAGAAGAUAGGAAUAUUGAUAAGAAGUAUAGAUGAUUUAGAAAAAGUAAGUGGACCUAAAAAUUAGUAUAUUAAUAAUUAUUAUUAUUUAUAGAAACGAAUUAAAUAAAUCAAUAGCAGGACUAAAAGAUUUUAUUUCAAAGUUUGCAAGCACAAUUCUGAAAGAUAUUAAAUGA